AAUUUUUAUUUUUUGUGGUGGCAACAGGUUUGGCCCCGAUCCCAACUUCCCAUGAGAGAGAGAUUUGUAGAGAGAGAGAGACAGUGAUGGCAUUUUAGCAGCGAUGGGGGGGUGUUUUCCGACGACCCCCUGGGAGAAAGCCAGGACCGCGGGUCUCUUCCUCUUUGGGCUCUCCCUCUUCAUGGUCGGGGCCCACCUCUCUUCUGUCAAAAUGGGCCCCGAACAAGCCCGCAUCAAAGCUCGAUCCGACCUCCUCAGAGAACACCUCAAGAAAAAGUACGGAAAAUGAUCUCCUACUAUCGCUCUCUCUCUAACUUCCAGUGUGUUACUGGUCUAUUGUAACCUUUCUAUUUCAUCGCCUCUUCUUCUCCUUGCCUUUGCUGUUUGAACCUUUGUGGCAAUUGAGCUUCUUUUCUCUCAUCUUCCUCAUUAUCUUCUCCAAUUCUCUCUCUCCCCUAAUAACGUUGGUCCCUUCUCCCUUUUCUCUCUCAUCCCCUGC
Molecule: messenger RNA, 499 nt
Organism: Amborella trichopoda
Lineage: Eukaryota; Viridiplantae; Streptophyta; Magnoliopsida; Amborellales; Amborellaceae
Product: bric-a-brac protein
Source: RefSeq, a predicted model, not a curated record